Molecule: messenger RNA, 1989 nt
Organism: Austrofundulus limnaeus
Lineage: Eukaryota; Metazoa; Chordata; Actinopteri; Cyprinodontiformes; Rivulidae
Gene: ncbp3
Product: nuclear cap binding subunit 3
Cellular component (GO): nucleus
Molecular function (GO): mRNA binding; RNA 7-methylguanosine cap binding
Source: RefSeq, a predicted model, not a curated record
GAGGCGAUUGAGAAGAAGGAGAAGCGAGCGAGGCGUUUUCAUUUCCGCUGUGAGGAGACGGUGGCUCAGAGGAACGUGUGCCUGGACAAAGAGGCCUUGAGGAAAGCCAUCCCCAGGCUGCGUCUGGAGGCCAUCCAUGUGAGCGGCGUGGACGACAUGAGCACUCAGGACGUCUUCGGGUACUUCAAAGAGUACCCUCCGGCCCACAUCGAGUGGAUCAACGACACUUCCUAUGCAGGACUUGUCUGAAGCUGAAUUGGAGUCUCUGCUGAGGAACGACCUGCGACCUGUCAUCAGACCCUUCAAAGGGAACAAGCUGAUGCUGCGCUUCGCCACACAAGAAGAUAAGAAGGAGCUGGGAGCGGCUCGGCGCAGCAGGUACUACAUGAAGUAUGGAAACCCAAACUACGGAGGCAUGAAGGGAAUCCUCAGUAACUCCUGGAAGAGGAGGUAUCACAACCGGCGCAUCCAGAGAGACGUCAUCAAGAGCAAGAAGCCUCUGAUCGGAGACAGCAUGGGACACACACCACCGUACACACACCGACACUCAGCUGACCUGGUCAACCUGCCCGAGGAGCCCAUCAAGGAGGAAGAGGAGGAGGAAGAWGAUGACGACGACAGAUACGAGGACAUGGACUCGGACGACAGGGUUGUGGAGUACAAAGAGAGGGGCGGCGGCCCGCGGACUGUGGGGGCGGGGCUUCGCAGCAGAGCGGAGCGCUCUCCAUCUCCAUGGUCAGAGUCUGAUGAGAUGGACUAUGACCUGGAACUGAAGAUGAUCUCCACGCCUUCACCCAAGAAGAGCAAGAAGAUGACAAUGUAUGCUGACGAGGUGGAGACUCACCUGAAGAGCAUCCGAAACAGGAUCGGUGUGUCGGGAUCACAGACCAGGACCAAGUCUUUGUCGCCCCCUAAGGUGACAGACGUCCGUCAGCUGCUGGAGGAGAAGCGACAGGGUCAUUCUCAGCAGAGACAGCGCUCACCUGUGACCAGCAGCCGGACCACAGAUGUCCGGCAGCGGCUCGGGAAGAGAAGGCGCUCCCCAUCCCCGGUCUCCUCCCAGGACACGCCUCCAACCAGAGAGCCAAUCAGCAGCGUGCAUCGUAGACUGGGCGUGGCCAGCCAGGACAACAGGGUGGUCUACUCGAAGUCGUCCAAAGACAGGAAGACAACUGCAGGCAGUCUGUGGAGCCGGCUCGGCUCAGGGAGCGGCGCCGAGGACGGCGGUGCCAAACGUCACGACCGCAGGGCAGGGGGCCGCUCCGAGGGGCUGUUCUCCUCAAAGAGCAGGAGUAAACGAGGUGACGAGGAGGAGGAAGAGGAGGACGAGGAGGACGACUCCACGCUGCAGAAGGUGUGGGGCGCCAUGAUCAAAAAGAAACAGGAGCGUCUGAGCCACAAGCUGAAGAAGAGCCGACUGGACAACCUGCCCUCGCUUCAGAUCGAGAUCAGCCGCGACAGCAGCGAGGACUCAGACGCCUGAGCGCCCACCCUCUCCUGCAGCUUCCCUCCAGGUGCAGCAAAGCAUCAUGGGAAACUGCUGCUCUGCUUCAACAUUAAUCAUUCCCCAGUGGAGGAGAGGAGCCUCUUCUGCACCGUAAACACAAGAUCUGCCAACAUGAAGCUCCUACAGUCAGCUGCUGCUGAGAGAGGAGGAACAUGGACCGACAAACUCUGGAGAAACACCGGAGAAACUCUGGAGAAACUCCAGACAAACUCUGGAUAAAUGUGUUGUGUUGAGCUGACUGUGGUCCUCUCAGAAAUAUAAAAACUGGAACAGACUCAUGAGACACUGGAGGACUUCCUGUCUGAGAGGAUUGCUCUGAUGUUUUUCUUACAUGGUUUAUUUUUUUAUUUUUUAUCACUUCCUGUGUGUGAACGGUCUGCUCCUCUGUGRGACAUGGACUUGGUUCUGAUUCUGGACGUUAGUGUCAGGUCCACAGUGGCUGUAAUCACACAGGUCAAAAUAAAGAGCUUGUUGAAGUUUAA